AUGUUUCUGUCUCUAAACACCCACCACCACGCCAGCAAAAUCAAGAAGCAGACUGAAGUGAGGAAGACGGAGAGCAGGGAGGAGGGUGAUGAAGCAGGUGACAAAUUUUCCACAGAGUUAGUCACCUUCUGCCAAGAAUUCAGCCCCACCGUGCAUGAACUGAGAAGGCUGCUGGCAGUGAAACUGGGGGCUACGAGCUGGCAUAAAGUGAGCGGAAAGCUGCAAAAAGAAGAUUGUCGAAGAGAACACGGUGAAUGGGAACACCGAGCUAACGUGGACUACCGGACAGCUGUUGAGGAGCUGGCUGAAGCUAUAAAAAUAGCAUUCCCAGCGCGCGUGGACACAGCGAAGAUUGGCAACUGCUGCCAGAGCAGAGAGGAGUCUGUGCAAGACUAUUACAACCGUCUGUAUUUGAUUUUUAAUAAACACAGCGGAUUAACUGAGCCAGAGGAACGAGAAAAUCAACCUGACACAUGGGAGUGUCAUCUGCGAAGCUGGUUUCUGAAUGGACUGAGACCUGAGAUUGCGCACGCAGUCAAAACCAGCUACAUUGAAUGGAAAAGUGGACGAUUAUCUGCUGUUUUAGCACAUGCUUUGCACGCGGAAGAGCUGCAGACAGCGAAGAAGGAAAGGACUAAAGCCAAGACGGACAAAGAAUGGCAGCUGGCCUUGUUGCAAGUCGUAUCGAGGCCUGGGGGCUCUUCUGUGCAGCGAAAUCAGCAAGCAGGAGGGGGGAAAAGACGAGGAGGAAACUACACGAAGGGGACUGAAGGAAAUUCUGAGAGAUGGGGUUGUUGGAUCUGCGAGACUGAUGAUCAUACGACCAGAAAGUGCACCAAAUGCAGACUGUGCAAGAAGGAUGGUCAUUGGGCCAGGGAGUGCCCAGAAAACCAGCAAAAUCAAGAACGGAGAGCAGGGAGGAGGGGUCCAGGGAGAGCAGCCAACAGCCACAAGUGAAAGCUGCGCAGGGGAAAGUUGCUGAAACCCCCUUGCACGACCUAACACCAGGUGAUUUCGUGGUGGUACGAGAUCUGAGAAGGAAAAGC
Messenger RNA from Sinocyclocheilus rhinocerous, 1046 nucleotides. RefSeq lists its product as uncharacterized. Lineage: Eukaryota; Metazoa; Chordata; Actinopteri; Cypriniformes; Cyprinidae. The record is from RefSeq and is a predicted model, not a curated record. The transcript has 3 exons. Gene Ontology annotation, molecular function: nucleic acid binding; zinc ion binding. Bases 1 to 957 code for a protein of 318 amino acids.